AUGAACGCCGAAAAGACCGCGGUGGCUCGAUGCUACGGGGAUAACGAAUAUGACGGAAGUGUCCCGGCCAACCUGGUGCGGAAAGAAGAAGGACGAGGAGACGAGCUCGGUAUCGAGUCUGCAAGCACAAGGUCGGAUCGGACACAGCAUGGGGGAGAUGACCUGGAGAAUCAGGACCGCAUGAGGCCUCAGCACUCCAACACGACCUCAGCAUCUAUGUGGUCUUCUGAGAAAAUGUCCUUACCCCAGGAGAUUCUGUUUGUUGCAACUGUCUGUUUGACUCAGUUCUGCAAUCAGGCUUCAUUCUGCGCGAUGCUGUUUCUUCUCGAUACGGUCGGCGACAGCCUCGGAGUCACCAAUCCCGCUCUGCUUAGCUGGUUGGUUGCAGGAUUCGCCUUGACCGCAGGGACGUUCCUGAUCUUCUCUGGUCGCCUGGGCGACGCUUUCGGCUACAAGCUGAUGCUCAUGAUCGGCUUUUCCUGGUUUUCGCUGUGGUCUGUCCUCGCUGGUGUUGCCGUGUACUCCGGGUACACGCUUUUUGUCUUCGCCCGAGUCUUUCAAGGUAUCGGCUCCGCGAUUUGCAUCCCGAAUGCCCUUGCCAUCCUCGGCGCCGCUUACCCGCCUGGUCAUCGCAAGGCAAUGGUCUUCGCCUUGUUUGGUGCCAGCGCUCCGGUCGGUGCUAUGAUAGGUGGCCUCGUGGGAACCUCGCUUGACUUGCUCUGGUGGCCUUGGAACUUCCACGUCUUGGCCAUCGUUCUGGCCUUGCUAACCGUACUCACCUACUUUGUUGUACCUUCACCACGGCCGGCUAGAUUGUCACAACGCAAGAUCUCACUGCGGUCUUUGAACAACGAACUGGACCUGGCUGGUGCCAUCGCUGGGACCUCGUCCUUGAUCCUGUUCAACUUUGCUUGGAACCAAGCGCCCAUUGUUGUUGUCCUGUUCUUCACAUUCAUAUGGCAUGAGUACCGUUACGCUGCUAAUCCUCUCCUACCCGCUUUUGAUGCCGACGCUGGAUUCGUCCUCGGUGCACUCGCUUGCGGCUGGGCCAUGUUCGGUGUGUGGUCGCUUUACAUCGUUCUCGUCUUUCAGAACAUUCGAGGCCUGUCCCCCUUGCACACGGCAUUUUGGAUGAUGCCCGUUCUUGUCUCUGGCCUCCUCGCGUCAGUUCUCACCGGCCAUCUUCUCGGGCCAGCAAAGUUCACAGGACCUGCGGUGAUGACUAUUUCCUUGACAGCCUUUACGACCGGCAUGGUCAUCUUUGCAACGGCACCAGUGGAUCAGAUCUACUGGGCACAGACAUUUGUUUCAGUUGCAGUCAUUCCAUUCGGGAUGGACAUGUCAUUCCCGGCCGCAACCCUUAUUCUAUCUAAUGCGGUCAAGAAGGAGCAUCAAGGGAUCGCAGCAAGCCUCGUCGCUACCGUGGUGAACUAUAGUAUCUCCCUGGGUGUCGGGUUUGCAGGCACAGUGGAAGUCAACGUCAACAACCACGGCAGGACAAAGGCAGACCUCCUUAAGGGCUACAAGGGUGCAUUGUACCUGGGUGUUGGGCUGGCCAGCCUUGGGUUGAUGAUAUGUCUCGUCUUCCUUGCUCGAGACCAAUGGAGGAAUUCUCGAAGGGCCAAUGGCCAGAAAGAAACGCCUUCAGUCUCGCCUGGCCCUGAAGCGCAAGCCCCUGCCUAG
Diaporthe batatas is the source of this 1683-nucleotide messenger RNA. RefSeq lists its product as uncharacterized. Bases 1 to 1683 code for a protein of 560 amino acids. Gene Ontology annotation, molecular function: transmembrane transporter activity. Gene Ontology annotation, cellular component: membrane. Gene Ontology annotation, biological process: transmembrane transport. Lineage: Eukaryota; Fungi; Ascomycota; Sordariomycetes; Diaporthales; Diaporthaceae. The transcript has 5 exons. The record is from RefSeq and is a predicted model, not a curated record.